CGCUUAGUGCCACGCCGUGUCUCAGAGCGCCCAGGCCACGGGCCCCGAAUCAUACCGAAUCAUACCGCCUAAAAUCAUUUAUAUGCAAAUAAAUUUGCAACGCGAGCACCGGAUAUAUUAAACGCCAAGGCUACUAGAACUACCCACUUCCUUGGGAAAGUGCGCGAAAAUCCCCAUCUGCCAAACGAACCAACCACCACCCCCAUCAGCAUCCAUCAUGCAGGUCUUCGAUAACAAUAUGCGCCGCGCCUCGCGACGUGCCUCCUUGCGGCGAGGAUCCAUAUCGGCACUGCCGCAGAAGUCGCACGAGAUUCCCUGGGACAUAUUCGAGCGACUCUUCAUGCCCUUCCUGUUCUGCCAGGCGGCGGCCAUCAUCACGUCGCACCUGCUCCACGCCCUGGACAUCUCCAGCAUCUCCACCUUCGCCGUGUUCGUCUGGUUCGCCCUGGCCACCGUGGGAGCCGUGCUCUUCUACCACUUCGUCAAGGUUUCGGCUUCGGGCAAAGGCGUGCUAAUCACUGGCUGCGAGGCUCCACUGGCCUGGUACUUGGCCAAGAAACUGGACGACCUGGGUUUUACCGUUUACGCAGGAUUCAACACGCCCAUCGAGGAGUCGGACGAGGCCAAGAUUCUCAAGGAGGAGACCUCGGGACGCAUGAAGCUGCUGCACUUGGACGUCACAUCGGAGAAAACCAUCCUGGAAGCUGCCCGCUAUGUGUCGCAGCACCUGCCCCACGGCGCCGAGGGAUUGUGGUCUGUGGUGCACUGCGCCCACUGGAUAGCUUUGGGUGAACUCGAGUGGAUUCCAUUUGCCGUGCUUCGCAAGAGCUUGGACCUUAACCUUUUGGGUUCCGCCCGCCUCACCCAAAUAUUCCUGCCCCUCGUACGCCGUGCCCAUGGUCGCGUCGUCUUCCUCACCUCCGGCCUGAACCGUGUGCCAUCUCCCGUCCGGGGAAUCCAGUGCGCCACCCAGGCGGCGGUGGACUGUUUUGCCGCCUGUCUGCGCCAGGAGAUGCGCACCCGGGGAGUGGACGUGUCCGUGGUGGCUGCCGGAGAGUUUGCACCCGGCAACGGCUGGCUGAACGAGACCGAGCUGCGUGACCAGGCCAAGCAAAUGUGGAACCAGCUUUCCUCGGAGCAGAAGAAGACCUACGGCGAGGAUUACUACGAGGCGGCCAUGACAUCGGUGGAGAAGUAUUCGCGCCAGGCGGCCGAUAUCCAGCCCACGCUGCGCGUCCUCAUCGAUGCCGUGACCAGGACCUUCCCCAUGGCCCGCUACACCCCGGUGACAUCCAGCGAGCGGCUGCAGAUCUUCCUGGCCGAGCACCUGGCCCCCUCCCUCUACGAGUCGCUCUACGGGGAGCAGAAGAAGUUCGUCUACUGACCACAUCCUCCAUCUGCCGUCCGCCGUCCAGCGCCCAGAUAAGAAGAGUCUCCAUCGAAACGGCCCGAUAUUGUAAUUUGGAAAUUGUUAUUCAUUUAUGAUUUGCCCCGAAAUCCAUAUCCGCCAUCCUGCUCCUUGGUGCGCGUGAAGGACAUCCAGAAAGGAACUGAAGCCAGGAGCACUGUUCAAGGAGCUCCGGCAGUCGAUGAGCAUUUACGUCCUUCUCUCGAUUAUUCUCAUGAUUUUCCCUUAACGGAGGCGUGUCUGUCUGCAUAAUAUUAUUUUCUUUAGUUGCUAGAACGAAUUGUAUAACGAUGAAUGAAUAAACUGAAAAUGGAAACAAUUGAAA
Drosophila santomea is the source of this 1733-nucleotide messenger RNA. Its product is annotated as D-beta-hydroxybutyrate dehydrogenase, mitochondrial. The transcript has 7 exons. Bases 218 to 1384 code for a protein of 388 amino acids. Lineage: Eukaryota; Metazoa; Arthropoda; Insecta; Diptera; Drosophilidae. The record is from RefSeq and is a predicted model, not a curated record.